UCCACUUCAUUCCAUUUCCUCACUUCGCUUGCACUCCACUUCAUUCUGCUUCAUUCCACCUCUCCACUCUCAUUCCUCGCCUUUACCAGAACUCCACUUGCGGACUUGUGCACCUCACAAUUCGACGUUGUCUUUUGAACAGAGUGUUCGUUUUAUAUAUUUUGAUCGUUUUUUUUUUUUUUUUGACAAACAUCCAGUCAAUUGAACAGCGGAGAAGGCAGAGUGUUUGUUGUAUAGACCAAUUCCAUGGCCGCGGUCGCAUACUCGGCCGUGCCCUCGUCAGAGGAGGACAGCCAUCAUGGGCCACCCGUCAAGGCUCCUCCAGAACGACACCCGCACCAGGACCUGCCGCAGUUCACCUGGCGCGCAGUAUGGGUCGGAAUCGCGAUUGGAACACUGCUCUGCUUCACCAACAUGUACUUUGGUCUCCAAACCGGCUGGAUCUCGAUGAUGUCGCUCCAGUCCUCCCUCCUCGGCUUCGCCAUCUUCAAAUCCCUCCCGGCCUCCUACUACCGCACCCACCCUCCCUUCGGCCCUGCUGAGAAUAUCGUUCUCCAGUCGAUUGCGGUCGCCACGGGGACGAUGCCUCUCGCAGCCGGGUUCGUCGGUAUCAUCCCAGCCUUGCAGAUGAUGACCAAGGAGGAUAAUCCGCCCCUGGGUCCGAUCGUGCUCGGGGCUUGGGAAUUGAUCGGGUGGUGUCUAGCGAUCGCCUUCUUUGGGGUUUUCAUCGCAGUGCCCUUGAGGAAACAGGUGGUCGUGAAGGAAAAGCUGCCGUUUCCGAGUGGGACGGCUACGGCCCAGAUGAUCGGGGUCUUGCAUAAUGCGCCGUUGGUGGUCAAGGAAGGGGUCGAAAGCUCGAGAGGGGAGAUCAGGAGAAGAAGAGGGUGGGCUCCGGAAGAUGAGGAUGAGGAGGCGACGGUUUUGCACAUGGCUCCAUUAGGUUCGUCCUCGGCAUCCUCUGGAACCGUAAGAGCAACUGCUAUAGGAUCCAAUCAAGAGAACCAACAAGAGGACCAACAAGACGACGACGCAGAAACAGAAACAGAAGGCAGGAUUGAGAUUGGAGGCGAGGACGGUGAAUUCUCGCUCGACAAGAGCUUUCUCCAGGAGGACAACUGGCGGAUCAACAUGGCCGCCCUCGGGGUGUCCUUCACCCUCUCUGGCCUCUACACCGUCCUCUCCUACUUCUUCCCCGUGAUCGCAGCCAUCCCGGUGUUCGACUGGAUCUCGGGGAUGACGAUUGCGUUCGGGGGUCGGUGGCAGUGGUUCUUUACACCAUCGCUUUCUUAUAUCGGUCAGGGCGUCAUCAUGGGUUUUCCGACCACGGCGUCCAUGUUGUUGGGAUGUAUUGUUGGAUGGGGAUUGCUUUCGCCGCUUGCGACGUUGAAUGAGUGGGUGACGGGACCGGUCUGGAGCUCGACCACGGGCGCGAGAGGAUGGAUCCUUUGGAUUUCGCUAGGCGUGAUGAUUGCGGAAUCGAUCGUGUCGCUCCUGGGUGUCGUGGUCCUGUCGCUCGUGGCCCAUCAUCGGUACAUGGUCAAGUCGAGACGAUAUGAGGAGCGCAGACAACUUUUGGAAGCCAGAGCUGCGCUCGAGGGGAACGCACAUAUGGAGGAGUACCAUCUACAUGACGACGAAGACACCGAGGACGAAGACUCUCCCCCGGAUCAGUUGGUUCCACUCAAGGUCUGGGUCUGUGGAUUGAUUCUCUCCUCUGCGCUGUGUUUGCUGCUCAUCUGGAUCGUGUUCAAGGAUCAGCAUAUGCCCGUGUACGCGACCGUACUCGCCUUGGUCCUCGGAUCCUUACUCUCCGUCCUGGGCGUGCGAGCUCUGGGAUCCACAGACCUGAAUCCCGUCAGCGGCAUCGGGAAAGUCUCCCAGUUUGUCUUUGCGGCCGUCGUACCCGGCGGGAUCGUCGCCAACCUCAUCGCCGGCGGCAUCGCUGAAGCAGGAGCCCAGCAGGCCGGAGACCUCAUGCAGGAUCUCAAGACUGGUCACCUAAUGGGCGCCUCGCCCAAGGCACAGUUCUGGGGCCAGCUGAUCGGUUCCCUGGCCUCGGUCUUUAUCUCUACGGGAGUCUACAAACUCUACUCGUCCGCUUAUGAGUUACCAGGCCGACAGUUCGCAGUCCCGACUGCCAAGGUCUGGUUAGACCUCGCCCGACUCGUCAAUGGCCAUUCCCUGCCAGAGCACACCGGUCCCUUCAUCCUCGGGUUCUCCCUUCUCUUUGCCGGACUCACGAUCCUGACUACUGUCUACUCUGACGCCGCCAUCCUCAAGAAACUCGACAAACACGGCAAGGGCGAUGGAGGACGCCCGAAAUGGCUGGCCUACGUCCCCUCAGGGAUCGCCUUCGCCAUCGGGAUGUAUAACCUUCCCAAUUUCACUUUGGCGAGGUUCGUUGGUGGAUUGGUCUCGGUCUGGUGGGACUGGCACUGCAAGCGGUACGCUCACCAUCCGCGUGCGAGGUUUGCGAAACUCGGACGCGUCUUUUUGAUUAUCAUCGCUUCCGGUUUUGUUCUGGGCGAGGGCACGUUCUCAAUUGUGAAUCUUAUCCUCAAGACCUGUGAUGUCCACUCAUGGUCUUGUGCUGGAUGUGUCGAGAGUAUCUGUGUUUGCAACUAAAUCCAAGGUCCAAAGUCCAAAGUCCUUCCCCUCCCCCUUCCCCAUCCCCUUCCC
Messenger RNA from Gamsiella multidivaricata, 2679 nucleotides. Its product is annotated as OPT oligopeptide transporter protein-domain-containing protein. Bases 247 to 2625 code for a protein of 792 amino acids. The record is from RefSeq and is a predicted model, not a curated record. Gene Ontology annotation, cellular component: fungal-type vacuole membrane. The transcript has 3 exons. NCBI's taxonomy places the organism in Eukaryota, Fungi, Mortierellomycota, Mortierellomycetes, Mortierellales, Mortierellaceae. Gene Ontology annotation, molecular function: oligopeptide transmembrane transporter activity.